Molecule: messenger RNA, 3207 nt
Organism: Postia placenta MAD-698-R-SB12
Lineage: Eukaryota; Fungi; Basidiomycota; Agaricomycetes; Polyporales; Adustoporiaceae
Exons: 3
Coding region: 1-3207 (1068 amino acids)
Source: RefSeq, a predicted model, not a curated record
AUGUGGCGAUGGUGCCUGCGGACUGUCCAGAAUGCAGGCGGGUAUGCAGUUGACAUUGCAACGUCGCCACGACCAUACCUGUUCGCGACGUCUAGUUUUUGGAUUAGAUUGUAUGGCACAAAUUCAAAGUCCUCACAAACCUACGACGGGCCGUUACUCUCCGUAUACAAUGGCGCCAGACGUGGCCCUCUCAAUCAGGCUAUGGAAAUGGAGACCCAGCGGGCCUGGCAAGAAACAUCAUAUCGCCCAGCCAUGCGCACCAGAGCAGUAUCAGAACAUCCGGGAGCUUUAACCCAUCUACUUACCGACCGCACACUCCGCUAUGGAGGCGGACGCCGUCCCGAGCCCCAUGGGGUCACUCCAGCUCCAUCCUCGGAAGAACGCUCGCAUAACGACGUAUUGGAUGCAGGAAGGCGUGCUGGUCCUUCAAGCAAUGCAUCCUCCGCAGAUCGACUGCGUGAACUUUUGUUCCACGCCAAUCAUACCGUGAAGUCUGACGAACCGUUCGGUAUCAACCGUAUUCGCAACUUGUAUCUCUCAGCAAACACUCGCGGCCAGUUACCCUCCUUCAAACCGGGCGACUUCCAAGCUCUCGUAUGCCUCGUCGGUUCUCUGUCCGUAUCGACAUCCCGACGUCCCUAUGUCUCCGUCUACUCUCAUCCCCUCGUGACUCGUAUGUCUGCUCAUUCAUUGCGCCCACAUUGGGGUCUUCUACGACGCAUCCUCAAGGACAAAAGCUCCUUAGGGUACAGGCUGAACGUCAGCGAUCAUUACUGGCUGAUGCGAGCACAUAUUGCAGAGUUGCAGACGGCAGACAGCGGGAAAUGGGCACAUUUACAUCCAGAUGUGCACGUGCAUUAUCUAGAGGCCCUUCUGGUGAAUGGCAAUGAGGAGUUCAUCGAGAUGGCGAUCUGCAAGGCAUGCGAUCUACUUCUUUGGUACCACGACUGUCCUCCUCAACUACUCGCCGUCUUUUGGAAAGUCUUGCUCCGAACCGAUCAAGACAUUAGGCCUGAGAUGAAGCGUAAUAUCCUGCAAGUAGUUCAGCGGAGACUAUGUAGGCGUCUGUCGAUCCAGGCGUCACUCUCCAGCCAUAGUCCGACUUCUUCCAGACCGGCUGACAGUACCCGCUCAGCCUCCCAAGCGUCUGUCGUGGAGGUCCUGAUCACCUCGCUGGAACGCGCCCUUUUCACUCGAAGUAAAUCGUCGACUUCACCGCUUUUGGACUGGGCGCAAAGUGUUUUAUGUCCGUUGUUCCCACCGACAAGUGACGACGGCUCUCUCCGCACGCAGUGGACAUAUCUUAUUUUACUCGCCCUGGCGAGAGGGCUUUCGCCAAGCUCACCAAAUCUCGGUGUGCCGACUGCGCAGCUUGACACUCCGCGUAUGGCAGCCGCCGACUGGCAAGCGGUGUGUGUCCUUGCCACACUGGGACGAACAAUCGGCUCUGGAUCGGAUAUGCGUACCGCUUCCCUUUCUGAUGAAGCAGUCCACGAAGUGAGUCGUAUUCUGAACACGCUAUGGUCAAACUGGAUAUCCGCUGUCCGUGAGGUGGAACGACACAGCCACCCUGUCGCAGCCGUUGCAAUAUCUGCUGAAUUCUUUCGGCUGGCAGGAUAUCUGCGUAAUCGCGGGCUGUGUCAAGAUAUCGCUCAAUUCUGCACAUCUUAUAUGCUGUGGAGUGGGCACCUGGAGGGGGAUGAUUCGGACACGCGCCCCGCAGUCUUACGCCUGGCACAGGAAUUCCUGACAUCCUCUCUGCGAUGCAGGGUACCCACGGAUCUCGCGCUGUCCACUGUCAUGGACAACAUCUCAGAUCCCACUUUACUGUCUGAAGUCGUCAGCACAACGCUCAGCAGCUGGUCCCACAUCGAUGCCAAAGCUGCUCAUGCAUUACGUCUCCUCGCUUUUCAGCUCAACAUCGGAGUCACUAGCGAGUCUCUCACAGACUUAAACGACGCCCUGGCUGAGGAGGGAUCCGUCAAACUUGCCCUCGAUUCUCUUUCGGAGGGCCACUUCACACCCAAGCAGCAUCUCCGAAUCCUCACUAGCAUCCUGUCCGUCCUUGUGCGAGGAGGACAUCACUUCCGAAAAGCCUUUUUCAGCCCAGCCGUAGGGGACGCAAUGUUGAAGCAAUUCACGUUCAAGCCUCCUCCACAUGCCUUGCGAUCCACACUACAGAAUGUCCUGCCACUGAUGCCGCGCUUCGGCCAGUCGUCUACUGCUGUUGCAGUGCUCAAGUCUGUUACCAUCGCACGGCCCGGCUACUUCUCAGGCAGGGCAUUCGUAUUGGUUCUCGAGGCUUUGUUACGCCAUCGCCAGUUCCGUCUUGCUGUGACUGUCUACGAGCUUGCCAUUAAGUCCCGCCAGCUGGACAGUCCUUCGUCGGGAAGGGCCCUCAUCUUGCACCUUUCGCGCGUCGGCGCCCGUUCGCUUGCCUUGAAACUUGCGCAAAGUGUAGAGACGCAAUCUGCUGCAGUAUCCUUCGCACGGAAGCUUCGCUACCAAGAAGCUUCACCGGUGCCGAUGUUGACUUGCAGAGUCCCCCGCUUUCUUGAGCGCCAUGUUAAGCCCAGACACUUCGUGCACCGUGCUGUAGGAGUCCUGAUCCGUGCUCGUCGCAUGCGGGCUGCCAAGCGGAUGUACGAAAGGUUGCGAGACGCGCAGUCGGAAAGCUCGCGGACCGCCAUCGGAAACCACAUUCUGUAUAGCAGCCUUCUCGCAAAGUCGCGACGGAACGCGCGGCGCGUACGCAAGGGCCUCGAUACGCUCAACCAGCUGACGAAUAAGUUUGGCUUCGUCCCUGAUCGAGUGACCGUGAAUGUCUUGCUCGUGGGCCUGAUGCGGUGGACUUCCGUGGUGGAUCGCGAGAAGCUACGGGUGCUCUUCGAUCAUAUGGUGCGAAGCGGGUACCCCACGGGCGGCCUACACUUUCGGUCGGUGGUGCCCUUCGGCACCGCUGCACCGACUACGCAGAUGUUGAACAUCCCUGAAGUCCACUCCAGCCUUUCAUACGCUAAGCAUGUGCGGCCGCUCUACAAGAUGUUCAUCAAGGCGUUUCACCGACGAGGCGACAAAGUUGCGGUGGGCGUAGUUAUCAAGAUACUGAAGGCGGUUGAAGCGGAGGCUGUGGACCAGUCGGAACAGAGAGGACUGGCGCGAGCUGAAGGCAUUCGCAGAAAGUCUGCGCGUAAUUCGCGACGAUAG